Botrytis fragariae is the source of this 1731-nucleotide messenger RNA. Its product is annotated as putative ring finger protein. Lineage: Eukaryota; Fungi; Ascomycota; Leotiomycetes; Helotiales; Sclerotiniaceae. Gene Ontology annotation, biological process: protein ubiquitination; negative regulation of septation initiation signaling; ubiquitin-dependent protein catabolic process. The coding region runs from base 1 to 1731 and encodes 576 amino acids. The transcript has 4 exons. Gene Ontology annotation, cellular component: mitotic spindle pole body; cytosol; cell division site. The record is from RefSeq and is a predicted model, not a curated record. Gene Ontology annotation, molecular function: protein binding; ubiquitin protein ligase activity.
AUGGUACGAGAAAGAAGUGCACCACAAACCGUCUCACCAAUCUCCCCACAACCAACUACAACCCCAACAUCUCCCACAUCAUCAUCAUCAACCAGAGGUCGUCUAAGAGGUUUGAAUAAUCAAGAAAAUCUUGGAUCGACAAGUGGGUGGUUACCGACAGUGGGAGGUCACAGCGGAGUAUCAAGAAUUGCAACUCAGCCACAACCUACUGCGACUGCCUCCUCUUCAGCCGUCUUAUCGGCCAACGAUUCAUCUGCGAUAGCCUCUGGUCUUGAGGCGUCGAUGGCAAGAACCAGAUCUGCAGGAACAGGAGGGGCAGCAGAUAUGCCUUUAUUAAAUGACGUGGGAGAAAACAGUUCCCAAUCAACCAGAGAAGCGAUGUCACAUCAACUACCAUCAAUUCGUUUCUCUCCGCAUCAAGAUCCUCGAGCUCAUCGCCCAUCUCUCGUAUUUGGCACCAUGAGUCGAACACUCCCGACAGGAAAAGAAAUCAUAAAAGUUGGUCGAUAUUCCGAAAGAGAUAAUCAACCCCCUCAUGCUACGAAUGUGCCAUCGUUUGCACCAGUUGGAUUUAAGUCAAAAGUGGUUAGCAGGCGUCAUUGUGAAUUUUGGUGCACGGGAGGUCGUUGGUUUAUAAAGGAUGUGAAAAGUUCAUCGGGCACAUUUCUCAAUCAUAUACGAUUAAGUUCACCUGGAACAGAAUCAAAACCAUUCCCAGUGAACGAUGGCGAUAUAGUUCAAUUAGGAAUAGAUUUCAAAGGUGGUGAGGAAAUGAUAUUUAGAUGCGUCAAAAUACGAGUGGAACUCAACAAAGGAUGGCAAACUGGUCCUAGCAGUUUCAAUGUACAAUCCCAUAAGCGCUUACGCGAGCUCAACAACAAUCUCAAGAAACAAGCCUCCGGUGGUUCGAGUAGUUCCUCGCAAGAUUGCUCGAUUUGUCUUGGACCUAUUGCACCUUGCCAAUCUUUAUUCGUCGCGCCAUGUUCUCAUACAUGGCAUUACAAAUGUAUACGAGUCGUUAUCAAUGGUCCUGCUUGGCCUCAUUUUAUAUGUCCAAAUUGUCGUACAGUCGCAGAUCUCGAGGCAGAGCUUGAUGAACCAGAUGGAGAUUGGGAGGAAUUGGCCACAUCUGAUGCGGAGGCUGAGGUGGCAGCAAUAUCAGAAUCCGCGACAAGUACAAACAAUCCCCUUGGAACUGAGCCAACAACCCAAGAAACGGUUAUACCACGGACGAGUGACUCUAUCGCCGCACCAAUUCUACCAGAGCCGGAAACCUUUGAACCUUUGAAUAUGAACCAUAUCGAAGAUGAUCUCGACACGAGCGAUGAUUCUAGUACAGGGGCCCACGCUCGCGAAACUAGACUCGAAGAUAUAGCUUUUCUUAACGUCAGCGAUUCACAAGCCAGUUCGGCUUCAGCCACACCGGUUCCUCAAACCAACUUGAGUUCUACAGUAUCACCUCUCGACAUCAUUGUAAGAAAACCAGUCCCGAGUGCCGCCUCUACUGCUCGUUCUGAGCGCGGUUCACCAAGUCCAAAUGGGAUGCAUCCUACAUUAGCAGAUUCUCUCACGGGUGAAGGACCAAUGACACCCAGAAAUGACGUGGGACCAUUCAUUUUCGAUGGUGGUGCAGGGAGAACAAACACAAUUGGGCUAGCUACCGGAUCUAGCAAUCUAGAUUAUAAUGAAACACCAACAACAGCUCACUCGACACCACAUUCUGCUCUUUAG